Messenger RNA from Abrus precatorius (Indian licorice), 2985 nucleotides. Its product is annotated as putative disease resistance protein RGA3. The coding region runs from base 16 to 2985 and encodes 989 amino acids. Gene Ontology annotation, molecular function: ADP binding. The transcript has a single exon. The record is from RefSeq and is a predicted model, not a curated record. NCBI's taxonomy places the organism in Eukaryota, Viridiplantae, Streptophyta, Magnoliopsida, Fabales, Fabaceae. Gene Ontology annotation, biological process: defense response to other organism.
GUGCGAAAUUGGAUAAUGCACUUCAAAGAAGUACUUCAUCACGCAGAUGACUUGUUGGAUGACCUUGCUAUCGAAUUCAUGCGACACAAAUUGGAUGCAGGACACGGAAAACAAGUAAACAAGGUGCUUUGUUCGUUCUCAUCUUCAAAUCGAAUUGAUUUUCCCAUUCAAAUGGCUGAAGAAAUUAAAAAAACACGAGAAAGUUUUGAUGUUUUAGUAGAAGGCAUGUAUAAAUUGAAUUUAUGCCCAAGAUCCAUGGUGGUUAAGCAAAUUGACAGUGGAUGGAGGGAAACAUGCUCCUUUGUGUUAGAAUCUGAUGUCAUUGGAAGAGAUGAUAGUAAAAAGGAGAUUAUUAGUCUGUUGAAACAACCUCAUGAAAACCAAAAAGUUUCUGUGAUUGCCAUUGUUGGCCUUGGUGGGUUGGGGAAGACAGCUCUUGCACAAUUGGUAUAUAAUGACUUGAAAGUGCAGAAUUUUUUUGAAAUGCAAAUGUGGGUGUGUGUCUCUGAUAACUUUGAUGUCAAAACUAUUUUGAAGAAAAUACUAGAAUCAUUUAUUGGUGACCAAGUUGAAGAAAAGUUAUCAUUAGGCAACUUGCAAAGAAAACUUCAUGGAAAAAUUAGUGGUAAAAAAUAUUUGUUGGUCCUGGACGACAUUUGGAACGAGAGUUAUGACAAAUGGGCUGAAUUGAGAAAGUACUUGAUGUGUGGCGGGCAAGAUAGCAUGAUUUUAGUGACAACUCGAAGUGAAAAUGUAGCAAAGGCAAUGACUGCUAGCACUUCCUAUCCUUUGAAAGGUUUGACUGAUGAAGCAUCUUGGAGUUUGUUGAAGAACAUUGCAUUUGAGGAUGAUUCUAGAGGAGUGAAUCAAAAUCUAGAAUCAAUUGGAGAAGAAAUAGCCAAAGAAUGUAAAGGGGUUCCAUUGGCAGUUAAAGCGCUGGGAGGCCUGUUACGAGGACAAAAUGAACAAAGUGAAUGGGAGAAGGUUUUACGGGGUGACUUCUGGAGAUUAUGUGAAGAGCAAAUUAGUAUCAUGCCAAUUCUAAAACUCAGUUACCAAAACUUGUCCCCGGAAAUGAGACAAUGUUUUGCUUAUUGCUCUUUAUAUCCGAAAGAUUCAAGAAUUUUAAAGAAAGAGUUGAUUCAGUUAUGGAUGGCACAGGGUUAUCUUAUAUGUUCAACUAAAGAGCAGCACAUGGAAGAUAUUGGUAACCAAUUUGUAAAGAUUUUUUUGGUGAACUCAAUUUUUCAAGAUGCACUGAGUGAUGAAUAUGGUGAGAUCAUUGGUUUUAAAAUGCACGAUUUAAUGCAUGAUCUUGCAAUACUUGUCGCUGGCAAUGAUUGCUGUUACUUGGAUAGUAAGGCGGAAAAAGUUGAAGGCAGUCCUGUGCACGUAUCACUGGAAUCUGAUGAGGCCAUUCAUUUGUUGAAAUCAUUAGACCCAAGCAGGCUGAGAACUUUGAUUUUGCCAAAUGUCUUUCAAGAGGAAGAAUAUUUGUCGGUUAUUACGAACUUCAAAUACUUACGUGUCUUGCAGAUGCACCAAGAUUGCGCCUUCAAUCUCUCAGAUUCCACUGAAAAUUUGAAGCAUUUAAGAUACCUUGCUUUGGGAGAACAAACAAGUUUUCCCAAAUCUAAGAGCAAUCUUAUUUUCCUGCAAACAUUAAAAUGGUGGAAUUGCGAUGAAGGAUCACUUUUCGAAGUGGUCAACAAAUUAGUCAAUCUGAGAUGGGUUGAGGUUGACUACCGCUCCUUGAGUAAGAUGGCAGUUGGAUGGGGAAAAUUAACCUCGUUGCAAUUCUUACCCAUCUUUGUCGUCGCGAGAGACAGCAAAGAAACAAAAUAUGGCACACUAAAUGAAUUGAAGGACUUGAACCUAAGAGGCACAUUAAAAAUUAAGCAUCUCAAUCGUGUGAGAGACGUGGCUCUGGAAUCACAGGAUGUAAAUUUAAAAGACAAAAAAUUCCUUCAAUCCUUGACUCUAGAUUGGAAAUCGCGUCAAAGAGAGCUCGGUAUCCGUAACAGUGACAGCUUAGAAUUAUUGGAAAACCUUCAGCCCCACCAUAAUCUUAAGCGAUUGACAGUGAUGAAUUAUCCAGGCAUGCUUUUCCCUAAUUGGCUUUCGCUUCUCACAAACAUUGUUGACAUUUCUCUCCGUGGGUUUGAUAAUUGUAGCUGUCUCCCUCCGUUGGAACGUCUCCCGUCCCUGAAGUCACUUGGGAUAGUAGGUCUUGAUGAAUUGGAAUACAUAUAUCUUUAUGAAGAUUGUUUAGCAGGAACCUUCUUCCCCUCUUUGGAGAGCCUCAUCUUAGCACAUUGUCCUAAGCUUGUGGGAUGGCGGAGGCCGGGAGAUGAUAUCAAUGAUUCCCGUGAUCUCUGCUUAUCUCUCUCGUUUCCUCAUCUUUCUCAACUAAGUGCCUCUUAUAGUCCACGGUUAACUUGCAUGCCUACUUUUCCAAAAGUCAAGGUUUUAGAAGUGUAUGAAUGCAGUCCAGAGCCAUUAAUAGCCACAUUAAACACAGCGUCAACAUGUUUAGCUGAUUCAUCUUCCUCGGCUGCUCCUCUUUCUAUGCUCGAAAAUCUGACGAUUUCUAUGAAAUUACCAAAGGGUUGGAUGCAAAAUCUGACUUCUCUCGAGUUUCUUCAAAUUGGAUGGUGUAAAAGUGAAACGCUUGACGAAUUUGAAACUGCGUUUAAGGACGACACCAACUGCCUCCCCACUCUGCGACAAAUCAGCAUAUAUAAUUGUGCUAACCUAAAGGCUUUGCCAGGUUGGAUUUGCAACCUCUCAUUGCUUCAACAUAUCAAAAUCUCAUGCUGCCGAAAUUUGGCAUCUUUGCCCGAAGGAAUGAGGCGUCUUACCAAUUUAAAGUUCUUUGAGGUCAUGAAUUGUUCCCUCUUAAUUGAAGAAUGCAGAAGAGAGAGAAGUGCUGCUCAAAUCGCACACAUCCCACACAUUAACCUUAAUGAUGAUGACGAUUACUGA